CCCCCCGUUUUACUCACACAGCUGAGAGAAAAGAGGGAGCCAGUGGAAAAAAAAAAAAGAAGCGACCUCAGCCCUACCUCAGAACAAGCAGCGGCACCGGGAAGCGCCGUCUCUUUGUUCACUUAACUGGGCUUUGACUACCAAUAAAAAAGUGACAUUUCAACGUUUUGUUCACUCAUGCCAUCCCGGAAGUAUAUCGAAAUGGACCCUCGCGGGAACAAGUCUGCCGAUCAGUGCGGGGCUAAGCGGAGGAGGCACGAUACCGCCGAGCAGCCCAGCAGAUGCUCUCCCACUCUGGAGUACACGGACCUGGAAGCCGCCGAGGCGCUGGUGUGCAUGAGCUCCUGGGGCCACUUUGUCGGCGGCAACAGGCCCAACCCAUGCAAGCCUCGACCCCUGACCCCGGCCUCGGAUUCAUGCGACUCCAUCCUGCCGCCCGAGGUGUCGGAGUCCCCGAAAGACUUUGUGUCCCUUUCUUCUUUGUGUAUGACUCCGCCUCACAGCCCCAGCUUUGCCGAGUCGACGUCCUCCGGCGGCGGCGCUCCCUCGCAAUGCUCCGUCGCCAAGAGCCCGCCCUCGCUCGCCCCUCCCUGCAGGUCCAUGGCGACGAGCGUCAUCCGCCACACGGCAGACAGCUCCCUCUGCCAAUACCACAUUCCAGUGACCCCCAAUAUAGAAAAGGCGGUGGCAGCCUGCCAGCAGCAGCAGAGCAUCACACCUCCAUCUCCUCCUCUUUCUAGUACAACCUUAACAAAAGAGGCUGGUCCCCCUAAACCCGCUUUGGACAAUUUCUCCGCACCCAUUACUGGUAACAGCCGUCAACAGCAAAACAGCCCUCCCGCUCAGGCGAGCCUGACCCCGCCCCCGGUUACCAGCCCUCAAAUCAUCUGCCAGAUGUUCCCCUUUAACAGCCAGUCAGGUAUCAUAUCCGCCUUAAUCCCCAGCGCGGUCCAGACGUCCUCCGCCGGUACCCGGACCGCGUCCACGCCCAUUCUCCCCCAGCCCACCGCCACCAACUCCGCCGCGGUGCAGCAGCCCCUCAUCGUGGGCUCGGCGGUUCCUCAGGGCACGGUGAUGCUGGUCCUCCCCCAGUCCUCGGUCCCCCAGGCCCCGCACGCCCCUCAGACUGUCAUGACGCUGGGCAACACCAAACUGCUCCCUCUGGCCCCGGCGCCGGUGUACGUGCCGACGGGGUCCGCCGGCGGCACGGCCGCCACCAAGAUGGACUUCUCCCGCCGGAGAAACUACGUUUGCAACUUCCCCGGCUGCAGGAAGACUUACUUCAAGAGCUCACAUCUCAAGGCUCAUCUUCGCACGCACACAGGUGAAAAGCCGUUUAGCUGUAGCUGGGAAGGCUGCGACAAAAGGUUCGCCCGCUCCGACGAGCUCUCCCGCCACCGACGGACGCACACCGGCGAAAAGAAGUUCGUGUGCCCCGUGUGCGACCGGCGAUUCAUGCGCAGCGACCACCUCACCAAACACGCCCGGCGCCACAUGACCACCAAGAAAAUUCCCACCUGGCAGGCCGACGUUCGGAAUCUGAACAAGAUGGCCGCCGGCAAAAACCCUCCCGCCAAGCCCGGCCUGGCCACAAUAAGCAUGCUGGUACCUGCCGGCUCUCAAUAGGCGAGGAACACUUAACUAACGCAGGGAGCGGCCCGGCACCGACGGCCGUCUUGACUCAUGGAAAUAAAAUUUAAAACAAAAACAAAAAAAAAACAUGCACUGGACCUUUACAUCUCUACUGCUCAUUUGUACAUUUACACAAAAGAAUUGUUUUUGUUGAAUGAAUGCACUCUUUGCCAAAGCCUUUGUACGACUUCGAAUUUGGUAUUCUCCACCCUUUCCGCAACAUUUUUUAUUUGUUGUGAGUCACAUAUGUGAAUGUAUUGUUGUGUGUCCUAUUUCAGGAAAGUCUUGAUAUAUAUAUAAACAAUGUAAAUAUUCAUAUGUACUCAACAUUACUAUGAUUAUACGUUUAUGAUUACUGCAUACCUCUAUGUUUAACUUUCAUAUUAUUUAAUACAUAUUUGUAAUUAAAAAGACGACACAUUUACUGUUCAUUGUAUCUUUGUUG
Corythoichthys intestinalis (scribbled pipefish) is the source of this 2077-nucleotide messenger RNA. It is a transcript of the gene klf11b, whose product is annotated as Kruppel like factor 11b. The transcript is spliced from 4 exons. Lineage: Eukaryota; Metazoa; Chordata; Actinopteri; Syngnathiformes; Syngnathidae. Gene Ontology annotation, molecular function: DNA-binding transcription factor activity, RNA polymerase II-specific; RNA polymerase II cis-regulatory region sequence-specific DNA binding. Gene Ontology annotation, biological process: regulation of transcription by RNA polymerase II. The record is from RefSeq and is a predicted model, not a curated record. Bases 178 to 1626 code for a protein of 482 amino acids.